AUGUUCAAAUUACAACUAAAAUAAGUUUUAAUAAAGUCUAAUAAGUUCAGGUACAUUCAGAUAAGAUCAGAUAAGUAUAAAUCAGGUGAAUAGAACACACCAUAAUUCUGCUACAUGAAAAAUAAAGUCUACUAUAAUGAAUAAAGUCUAAUAAUAUAAAUUCAUUCAAAAUAAGUUGAUCUGAACAAAGCUUUACAGUAUACAAUAUCCUAUCUAAAUGUCGAACAGUUACUUGCUUCCACAUUUUCUUGAACUUGAAUUAUUUUAAUUUAUAUCUAAAUCAAUUUUUCCUUUUUUUUUUUGGGGAGAGCACAGCAUUCUUGCUAAAGGAUAUUCCUUGAACUAAAACAGUCUAAAAAAGAAGCAAAAACAUAUCCAUAUAGUGUCUAAAAAAGCAAGUCAUAGUUAUCAAUUCUUCUAUCAUAAGGAAAUUUAUGACUUUAUGCCUUCCCUUUGCUUUUGGCUUUUCCUAUUCAGACAGUACAUGUCUAAAGUCUCUACGCAAAGUAAAGAUAGCAUAUUGCAAAGCAGAGGAAACUUACUUACCUUUGCUUGAGACAUAGGACAAAGAGAGUACCAGAUAUCCCUUCUUCCUGGGCUUGUGACAGCCAUAGAUGGGGAACGAAAACUAUAGAUCCUAGGGCUGCAUAAUAACAUCUGCUAUCAAAAUAGAGAGAAUCCAAAUGUCAGAGCCCACUGUUACAGUUGUUAGGCGCAUUCACUCAUUACUUAAUCAGAAAUCGGAAAUAUCAGAGUCUGUUAAGGAUAAGUUUGAAGAGUUGCUGUCAUCAAUCGAUAAUCUUACAUGCUACCUUGACCAUGCAGAUGAAAACAGACUACUCACAAAAACAGCUACCCGAUUUGAGAACAAAGUCGAAAAAUUCAUCUACAAGGUGACAUCUGAAAGCAGAGUAGGUUGUAGCUUUCUCAGAAGGUUUCUCGUGCAAAUGGCUCAUGAAUCUGAAGAUGUGAUUGAUGAUAUUGUCAACAAGGUUGCAAACGAACGUAGUGGAAGAUAUGGCUUUUUAAAAAAGUAUGUCUGCCGACCAUCUUUUCAAAUAGCCCCUCAACAAAUCCAGAAAAUAGAAGGCAUAACAAAGAAAUUGCACAAGGCAAAAGAAGAUAUAGAGAAAUUCCAUGUUUCAGAACCAAAAGAGAAACCAACCGACCAAAGGUUGAGAAAGAUUACAUCAACUACCAGCUAUCCCCACAAGAUAGUUGGCUUACAGAAAGUGAUCAAUUCUCUGGUAGAGAAAAUAAUUUGGAGUGGAAACACAGAAAGCAUCCUCUACAUUGUGGGUACAGUAGGUUCUGGAAAAACCACCCUAGCCACAGAGAUCAGCAACCAUCGAGAUAUCAAAGAACACUUCAAAUCUGUGGUGUGGGCAUCAGUAUCAGAAAAGAAGGAUGCUAAAAACAUCUUUCUCGAAAUCUUGAGAAAAACCCAAGGGAAGGAUGAAGAUGCAGAAAGCAACAUGAUCACAAAGGAGUUGAUGAAUAAGAUAUGCAAUACCCUAAAAGAGAGGCCAUAUCUUAUCAUUCUAGAUGAUGUGGAAGAUCCAGAUAAUCUCUCCACCCAUUUGUUUCAUGAUCCAAGGCUUGCAUGGUAAAAGCAAAUUAGUAAUUACAACUCGUGCUGCUCUCAGUAAUCCCUACAAGCACGGGGAGUAUACUGUUAGAUCAUCUGAGGAUGAAUAUUCUCUGGCUGAAAAGUUGACUGCCAAAAUGGUCCAUGAAUCAAGUAUCUUUUACAGGCUUGCAAAUUAUGCCGCUGUCUUGAUCCGCGAUGAACAUUUUGAUGAUGCGAGAGUUAAAUUACACUUUACUGCAAGGAAAUGGGUAACCAUAGAGGAUGAAUGGGAUGACAGAAGCAUUCUUCUUGCUAUCUUACAAGAAGUCGAAGAAAAAGUGAUGACAAAUACAAGGGAUAGAAACGAAAGUCUAAACGUAGACCAAUUGAGUGAAAAGCUUAGGGAGUUCCUAGCGAAACCGCCUAACCUAAUUGUACUUGACCAAGUACAAAAGGCGGAAAGUCUAGCACAUCGUUUGCAUUCUAUACUUGAUGAAACAAAACAUAGAAACAAGAUAAUAAUCAUCACCAACAACCUUCCAACAGAGCUUCAACAAAAUGAAGACCUUAUAACUACAGAGGACUUCCUGGAUUAUGAUCAUCUAGUAAGGAGAUUAACAGGGGAAGGGGAACAGCCAAGUUCGUUUUCCAUCAGAGAUUUGGAUGGUUCUGGAAGCAACAAAGACCUAGCCAGAGAGCUGUAUAAUCAUUCAAUUGUCAAACAACAUUUUGAGGACAAAAAAAAAAUGGAUCCCUAUACCCAGGGGGUUGGAUGCUGAAGAUGCUUUGCGUCUGAUCAUUAAACAAACGACUGGAAACAAUCCCAGCAUACAAGAAUCUAACAAAGAGAAACUGGUAGAUGUAUUACUCGGUGCGCUAGAGGAAAAAAAGUACCUGCUUGUUCUAGAUGGCAUGGGCGAAGACUUGGUAUGUGACUUGCUUGCAGCUCAGAGUACCAAAGCUCGCAAAAAGAAAAUCUUCCUCCCAAGUAAGAUAAUAAUCACUGUUGGUAAUCCUCGAACCUUUCAGCACUCAAAUUUAAAAUACGCCUUGUAUGAGAUGCAACCUCUACCUGAAAAGGAAAGUUGAGAUUUACUUUGCAGCAUAGCUUUCAAUCAUGCAAAAAGUAGACCAAGCAUGGAUCAGAUAAUUGAUCAAUUCAAUAGAAAAACAAAUGGAGAAAUUAUCAAAAGAGAUAAAAUGCUAGAUCAUUGUAAAGGCAUACCUUUGGCUAUAGUUGCAUUCGGAGGGCUUUUAAGCACCAAAGAAACUGUUGAAGAAUGGGAAACGGUGAGUACUUCCUUAAAUUCAGAAGAAACACGGUCUGAUCAGGCGCUAGAGAACAUACUACUGUUAAGUUAUCAUGAUCUUCCAAAUGACAUAAUGCCAUGCUUCCUUUACCUCAGCCUCUUCCCACCCGACUCUGAGAUUUCAACUGGAAUGCUGAUUAGGAUGUGGCUAUCUGAAGGUCUAGUAGCAUUAAAUUCUCCAUCUAGUACACAGAAGACUUUGGAAAAUGUGGCAGCACAGUACCUAGAGGAAUUAGCUUGCAGGUGCCUCAUUCAAGUCGUGAGGAGAAACCAUGUUGGAGAUAUGAAAACCAUCCAUAUGCACGACAAGAUUCAUCAAGUUUCCAUCACAAAAUCAACAGAGUUAGGAUUUCUUGAAAAUUAUCCCCACGCACAAGACAAGCCUUUGCUUCAGCCUGCAGCCCAUUCCAGGAGUGAUGUUCCUCAAAUCAGAGAAAUGCAUCUACGACGAACCGCAAUACGUCCCGGGUAUGAAUUGCUUAUUUUUAAACAAAUUUUUCAAGUUCAGCCCUAAAUGUAUGACAAAGACCUCAAAAUCACUCUCACUAUUACUUGUACACUUUUAACAUAAUUUUUUUUUUUCUUCUUAUCCACUUAUGGGAUUAAGGCUUUGAUUGAUUGAUACACAAAAAAUAAAAUCUCACUCGGCCAGUAUGACUGUCCUACAAUUUACUUUUGGAUAUCCAAGUUGACCCUUCAGGGUAAGACUUUACAUAAGGCUAUCUUUACUUGUGAAAAGCAAAAUUAGAAACACUCCUAAUUAUUUGUACAAGUCAACGUAUACAAUCUAAUGGGAUGGUAUAUAUGGAUAAAGUAUAAAAAAAAUUCAAGUGUUUCCAAAACAGCAUCUUUCAAUACCUGGACAACCUAUUUGUUUUAUAGAAGUUUCCAGCAUUGCAUUAUGUACUUUCAGAUAUUUCAGUGCAAUAUCUUCCUAUGUUCCCAUUAAUUUAUUUAUUUUCAUCUAGCAUCAAAUAUAAGCUAUUCCACAUUCCCUAACAAACACAAGGAGGACUAGUUCCAGUGUUUUUCACUAACAAACAGUUGGAGUACAUCUUAGGAAGUUGAACUAUCUAUGUAAUUCUAUAUUUUCAAUCAAAUGAACACUAAAGAAAGAUCAUUUUGUCAAUUCAGCCAUGUUCGGUCAUCACCCAAUUAUUUGCGUACACCUAAUUUAGCCACUCUUACAUUGAUGGAGGCGAGAGGGAGUACUAUUCCUAUAACUUAUUGAUAUUGCUAAGUAGAUGAAUAAUUUAUUAAAUGUUAGCCACUCAUAUAGAGCACAAAACACUUAAGAAAAGAUUUGCUCUGUGUAUAGUAUUCCUGCAAUUAUUUGAUAUUCCAAAUAGGUGAAUAAGAUCCUUCACAGCUAGCCACUCACAUAUAGCACAAAACAUUUAAGAAAAAGUUUUUCUCUAUUCUCCAUAUUCUGUUGCUCUGGACAUUUUAUUUUCUUUUGAACCUAAACUGACAAGAGCUAAUUAAAGAUGCAAUAUCAGGCUAAUCAUUAGCCAUUUACCAUUGACAUACAGCUAUGCUCCUCCUAAAACUUCCAAUAAUACUUUGAUCUUCAUCUUCCCCCUACAUGAUUAAACAACAAAUCACAUGUCAUUUCAUAUUCUUCUGCGGAUAAGGACUUAGCAUGACCACUUAUCAGUCAAAAAUCAUCUGAGAUAUUUUUAUUGCAUUGUUAACAUCAUGAGAGCAAAUUAUCAGUCAACAACUUAUUAUUUUGCAGGAAAUUCGAUACAUAUCCAAUACAGAGUUUGAAACUUAGAACUUUAGUUCAAUUUGGGAAACAUGGAUUAUCAGUGAAGCAUUAUUAUUUUCAGCAUGAUACCUUGUUGACUAGCUAGAAGCCAAUACACAAGCAUUUCAAGCUUCCUCAGAGUACUGAUUCUUUGUGGGAUCAGAAUAAGAGCUCUACCAGAACAAGUUGGAGAACUGAUAUUCCUGACCUACCUAGGAUUAAGGGCCACUGGGGUAUUAGAACUUCCUAAGACCAUUAGGAACUUACGACAAUUGAUAACCCUGGAUUACGUUGGCACUUUAAAGCCUAGUUUUUGUAAACAACUGUCCAAAGUUCUGUGUUAUAUGACUAGACUUCGACAUGUAUAUCUACCAGCGUAUGCAAUUUCAUCUAUGGGGAAACUAGAUCUCAGCACUCUACAGGACUUGCAGAUAUUAUGGGGUGUCAGCGGCGGUGAUUGGCUAACAGAUGAUUUGGGUAAAAUAAAUGCGUCUCUCUUAAAUCUGAGGAUAGUAAACAUUUCAUGCACUAAAGAGUUAGAGUCAGUGGUGAAUUGGCUGAACCGAGAGCCCAAACAGCUUCAGGUACUGAAAUUGGAUUGGCAUGGGGCAAGACAACGUAAGCUGCUUUUUCCAGAAAACCUCAUAAACUGUUAAAACCUACACAAACUUGCAUUUAUUGGAAGACUGAAAGAGGAAUAUAACUUCACACUCUUACCAUCACUAGUCAAGUUUGGAACUGUAUUUCUCUCAUCUCGAAAAAUAUGAUCCAACAGAAAAGCUGGGGCACCUUCCUCUUUUAAAAAUUCUGUCUAUGGAAUGCCUACAAGGGGAUUCAAUGGAAUUGUGGUUCAAAUAUGUUCCUGAAACUCGAGGAGCUUCAAAUCUCACACCUGCCAAACUUGGUGCAAUGGAGAAUUGAAGCAGGUGCAAUGCCACAUCUGAGGAGACUAUCAAUAUUUAGUUGUCAGAAGUUGUUAGCGCUCCCGGAAGAGCUAAGGUACAUCAACCUGCAAGAACUGGAGAUUCUGGAUAUGCCAAAGUCAUUUAACAGCAGGCUACAUGAAAUCAAAGAUGAAAAUACAGCAGAAGCAAAGGACAACGACAUCAUUCGAAACAUUCCUUGCAUCAAAAUUGAGGCUUGUUAGAUACUUCCAGAGUACACGACAAACUCUAGCAAAUCAACAGUUUGACCCUUCUUAGCACAACAGCAACAGAUUAUACUGUUUCCAUAAUAUUUGAUCAACUCUUUCCCAGUUUGGAUUAUAAACUUUAUAAAAAUUUAUGUGUGUAUAAAAUUUGUUUAGCAAGCUUUAUUCUGCAGCUGAAAUGCAAUACAUGGUAAAAUUGUAAUCAGUUAUGUGGCUUUCCUUCCUUGCCCACACACACACAAAAUAAGUUUUUUUCUUAAAAAAAAAAAAAAAAAAAAAAAA
This is a messenger RNA of Chenopodium quinoa (quinoa), 6062 nucleotides long. RefSeq names its product probable disease resistance protein At1g59620. The record is from RefSeq and is a predicted model, not a curated record. Lineage: Eukaryota; Viridiplantae; Streptophyta; Magnoliopsida; Caryophyllales; Amaranthaceae. The coding region runs from base 684 to 1610 and encodes 308 amino acids. Gene Ontology annotation, biological process: defense response to fungus. The transcript has 2 exons. Gene Ontology annotation, molecular function: ADP binding.